AUGGAGAAACAAGCGGCGGUCUUGCCGACCGAUGACCCUCGCGAACCACGACCGCGCAAGGCGCCCCUGAGAUGGAGGUGGCCAUUUAUCUUUGCCACACUGCUGCUCGCAGUCUGGUCGAUCAAACCGAGCCAUGGCACCUGGUUUCCUCUCCGUGGUGGUAAGCCAUCUUCGACCGGUAAAGAUAAACCGUUCGACUGGGCCGACCUGCCAGUGCGAACGUAUCUCGACUAUCAUGACUGCGACAAGUAUUGGGGCGAGGACUUCCAGUGCGCACGAUUGGAGCUUCCGAUGGACUACUGGAAUGGCACCACGGACGCCACGGUCAGUAUCGCGAUUGUGAAGAAGCCGGCUGCUGUGCCGGUUACGCAUCCGCGGUAUGGUGGUCCUAUUCUGUUCAACCCUGGAGGCCCGGGCGGACCAGGCACCGGUCUGGUGCUUGCCGCAGCUGAUAGCUUCCGAGACAUCAUCGAGGACGAUAAUGCCAAAUUCUUCGACUACAUCGGUUUCGACCCCCGAGGAGUCGGCGAAAGUCAGCCGUUGAUCCAAUGCCUUCAAAGCUCCUUUCUCGAGCACAUGUGGUCCGUUCGGGUGAUGGAGGAGGGUGUUUUCAGUGCAUCAGAUGCUGCCUUUGGAAGGCUAUACUCCAUCGCUAAGGCCAGAAUGAAUUCCUGCUCUUUGCCAAGGGAAGAUGGUAAAGCUGAUAUUAAGCAAUAUGCGACUACAGCAUCCGUAGCAAGGGACAUGGUUGAGAUCAUUGAGCGCCAUGGCGAGUGGCGGGAGAAAGAAGCUGAAAGGUUGCUGAAUGAGGAGCGUUCGUUCGGUGAUCGGCUGUUUAGAAGUGUAGAGGUGCCAGAGGAUCUGAAGCAUCAUGAAGGGCAGGAGAAGAUUAACUACUGGGGCUUCUCAUACGGUACCUAUCUUGGGAAUACCUUCGCAGCAAUGUUUCCGGAUCGCAUCAAUCGUCUCAUCGUUGAUGGCGUUGUGGAUGCCUACGACUACAAGGAAACUAUCUGGAUGGACAAUCUGAAGGACACGGAGAAAGCACUGGACCUCUUCUACUACCACUGUGCUCGAGUUGGGUACCCGACCUGUGCUCUGGCCAAUGCUAUGGGCACCACAACAGCAGAUGGGGUUAAGGAGAGGACCUUCAACAUACUUGAGAGCCUAUACCACAACCCGCUCCCGGUGAUUGAUCGGUACAAUCCUGAUGUGAUCACUUACAGCGCCAUGAAGCAGUUUAUUUUCGGAACACUAUACGGCCCAAUCUACGGCUUUCCGUACCUCGCCAAAAUCCUUGCCAAAAUCGAAAGUGGCAAUUUCACUGAGGACGCGAUCGCACCAGGACUCUACGAUACAUUCUCCAACACUGAACGAGCUGCAGACUCACCGUUCAUUGGCGGAAUGGCCGUGUUGCAUAUGGAUGCCACGGUCGGUAUUGCGUGUACCGACGGGGACCCUCAAGGCUGGCUCACUCGAGACGAGUUCCGCGAGCACGUCGCCAAUCUAACAAAACUCUCUCCUGCAGGCGGUGACACGUGGGCCAUGCUGAGACUGAAUUGCAUGCACUACGAAGUCCGGCCAUUCUACCGCUUCGAAGGACCGUGGGUGGCUAAUACCAGUCACCCAUUACUCGAAAUUGGCAAUACUGCCGACCCGGUCACACCAGGGGCUUAUGCGAAGAAGAUGGCAAAGGGCUUCACAGGUGCAGUCGCGCUCAUCCAGGACUCUCCGGGCCAUUGCUCGCUGGCUGCUCCGAGCAAGUGCACGCAGGGCUAUGUUAGACAGUAUUUCCAGACUGGAGAGCUGCCUCCAGAGGACACGGUCUGCGAAGUAGAUGCUAUACCGUUCGGGCCUACGCCCGGCGAUGAGAGUGCUUUGGAUCUUGAGGUGGAAGAGCUGAUGGUGUCUUCGUCCAAGAUCGCCAGAGCCUUGUAUGCAUCAGGUGGGGGUGGGUUCAUGAACAGCAUGUUGAGCAGGAAUGGAGGCAUGCAUGAGGCUUCGUGGAAGUAA
Messenger RNA from Saxophila tyrrhenica, 2013 nucleotides. RefSeq lists its product as uncharacterized. The record is from RefSeq and is a predicted model, not a curated record. Bases 1 to 2013 code for a protein of 670 amino acids. The transcript has 3 exons. NCBI's taxonomy places the organism in Eukaryota, Fungi, Ascomycota, Dothideomycetes, Mycosphaerellales, Extremaceae.